AUGCCAAACAUCGUCGUCCUCGGUGCUGGAGUCUCAGGACUCACCACAGCUCUCUUGCUAUCCAAGAAACCAGGAUACAAUGUGAUUGUGGUAGCAAAACAUAUGCCAGGUGAUUAUGACAUUGAAUAUACAUCACCAUGGGCAGGUGCAAACUAUUUGCCAAUGGCAGAUGAGGCUGGAUCGAAGUAUGAGAGGAAUACUUGGCCGGAACUAGCUCGUCUUGCGAGAGAUGUACCGGAAGCGGGUAUUCAUUUUCAGAACACACUCUCCCUCAACCGCAAAAAAGACGCCUCAACCCCAACAGGCCAAUGGCUUAAGGUCCUCACCUCCCAAGACCCCUGGUUCAAAACCGUCGUCCCUGACUUCCGUAUCCUCCCCAAAUCUGAAGUCCCUCCAGGCGCCGACUCCGCAACAGCAUUCACAUCCGUCUGCAUCAACACCGCCAUCUACCUCCCCUACCUUGUCUCCCAAUGUCUCUCCUCCAACGUCCUUUUCUUCCGCAAAACCCUAACCCACAUCUCGCAAGCCCGCUCUCUCCAUCCCUCCGGAACCGCAGACAUAGUAGUAAACUGUACUGGCUUGCUCGCCUCCAAACUCGGCGGCGUAAUGGACUCCACCGUCAUCCCCGUCCGCGGCCAAAUCGUCCUCGUCCGUAACGAUCCCGGCGUAAUGCUGACCAUCUCCGGCACCGACGACGGCGACGACGAGGUUUGCUAUAUCAUGAAGCGCGCGUGUGGCGGGGGUACGAUUCUCGGCGGGACGUACCAAAAAGGACGAUCCGAGUCGCAGCCGGAUCCGAAUACCGCGAUGCGCAUUAUGAAGCGGGCGGUGGAGUUGUGUCCGCAGUUAACUGGGGGGAAGGGGAUUGAAGCGUUGGAUGUGGUGAGGCAUGGUGUUGGGUUGAGGCCGUUGAGGACGGGCGGCGUGAGGAUUGAGAAGGAAAGGGUGGAUGGGGGGUGGGUGGUUCAUAAUUAUGGGCAUGGUGGAUGGGGGUAUCAGGCUAGUUAUGGGUGUGCGGGGGAGGCUGUUGAUCUUGUGGAGGAGGCUCUGAAGGAGAGGGCGAGGUUGUGA
Glarea lozoyensis ATCC 20868 is the source of this 1071-nucleotide messenger RNA. RefSeq names its product Nucleotide-binding protein. The transcript is spliced from 4 exons. Gene Ontology annotation, molecular function: D-amino-acid oxidase activity; FAD binding. Bases 1 to 1071 code for a protein of 356 amino acids. The record is from RefSeq and is a predicted model, not a curated record. NCBI's taxonomy places the organism in Eukaryota, Fungi, Ascomycota, Leotiomycetes, Helotiales, Helotiaceae.